This is a messenger RNA of Cavia porcellus (domestic guinea pig), 6386 nucleotides long. RefSeq names its product protein phosphatase 1 regulatory subunit 3E (gene Ppp1r3e). Lineage: Eukaryota; Metazoa; Chordata; Mammalia; Rodentia; Caviidae. Gene Ontology annotation, biological process: regulation of glycogen biosynthetic process. Gene Ontology annotation, molecular function: glycogen binding; protein phosphatase 1 binding. Bases 777 to 1616 code for a protein of 279 amino acids. The record is from RefSeq and is a predicted model, not a curated record. The transcript has 3 exons. Gene Ontology annotation, cellular component: protein phosphatase type 1 complex.
GAGAACAGAGCCUCGCGGCUACCCAGGAAAAUACAAGCUGCCUCCGAAUGUCUCGGAGAACAGUUCAGCAUUUCCGGAAGGUCUCUAAUGUUCCAUGCACUUGUUGAACUUUUCCGACCCUGGAUUUGUUGUCUGGAAGAGUGGAGCGUUUCCCUUGAAGCUAGGGGCUGUCUUGCCCUGUGGGACUAGCAGACACUACUGGAAAACCAACUCUUCUCAUUCUCUUUUCCCAAGGGUUCGUAAUCCGGUGGUUUCUUCCCGGGUGGGGUCCUCAGCCGGGCAUCAAGCAGCCAGGACUCACCCUGCAAGCGGCCUCUGCAGAAAGUUAAAGGACGUUAAAAGUAAAAAGGCUGGGUGGCCUCACUUGGGACCAAAAGGAUGGAGUCCCCGCCCCCUGGUGCAGCAGCGGAGACGGAUCAGAAGCCACCUCUCAGAGGGCUGUGGGCGGGGGCGAAGCAGCUAGGCCCGCAGAACCAGCUGGAAGCUGGUGCCCGGAGUUGGCAGCUCCGAAACCACUCCAGGAAGCAUGGGAUAGUGUAAGACUGGCACCUGACGGCCAAGGAGAGGGAUGGGUAGUCACGGAGACGAGGCCGAGCAACGGAAGGUGGAGGAUCCUUGAGGUGACAGCAAGGGUGGAGGAUCCUGGAGGUGACAGCAAGGGGAGUACGCAGCGGCCAGAGACUGCUGCAGGGCGGGCCCGGAGACUUUGGUGCAGACGCAGGACCCAGGGUGAGCGGGAGCGAGAAAGGGCAGGCCGCAUCGAGACCGAAGGUGCCAUGUCCCACGAGCGGCCGCCCCACACUGACAUCCCCCGCAACCUGAGCUUUAUAGCUGCGCUGACUGAGCGCGCCUACUACCGCAGCCAGCGGCCCAGCCUCGAGGAGGAGCAGGAGGAGGAGCCAGGCGAGGGCGGGACGCGGCUCGGGGCCCGGUCCCGCGCUCAUGCUCCGAGUCGGGGCCGCCGGGCCCGCUCUGCGCCCGCAGGAGGCGGUGGCGACAGGGCACCCCACAGCCGUAGCCCCGACACCCGAAAGAGAGUGCGUUUCGCCGACGCGCUGGGGCUAGAGCUGGCCGCCGUGCGCCGCUUCCGCCCGGGAGAGCUGCCCCGGGUGCCCCGCCACGUGCAGGUGCAGCUGCAGAGGGACGCCCUCCGCCACUUUGUACCGUGCCAGCCACGCGCCCGCAGCCUCCAGGAGGCGCGCGGCGCCCUGGAGCCAGCCAGCGAGCCGGGUUUCACCGCCCGCUUGCAGGCUCAGCGCAUCUGCCUGGAACGCGCCGAGGCGGGCCCGCUGGGCGUAACCGGGAGCGCGCGCGUGCUGGACCUGGCUUACGAGAAGCGCGUGACCGUGCGCUGGAGCGCAGACGGCUGGCGGAACCAGCGCGAGGCGCCCGCCGCCUACGCCGGCCCGGCUCCGCCUCCGCCGCGCGCAGACCGCUUCGCCUUCCGCCUGCCGGCGCCGCCUAUCGGGGGCGCCCUCCUCUUCGCCCUGCGCUACCGCGUGACGGGUCACGAGUUCUGGGACAACAACGGCGGCCGUGACUAUGCUCUACGUGGCCCGGAGCACCCGGGCAGUGGAGGAGCUCCGGAGCUCCAGGGCUGGAUCCACUUUAUUUGAGACGAGGCAGCUGCAACCCACCCCUGGGGGAAAGUACUCGAGGCACCCGGAGGCAGGGGGAAGCCCUUGUGGCGGAAGGAAGGGAGAAAGCGAGACUGGCGCGCAGCUGUUUUGGAGUCUAGCGAGGGAGGGUGAGGCGGAUGUGGGGCAUCUCCGGAGCUGGGGCUGGGGCUGGGGGUGGAGCACCCGGGUUAGUUGUGAGUGGAGAGAAUCCGACGCAGAGAAAAAGGGGAGACCGCAAGGGGCGCUGGAGGGAUUGGAGGACUGCGGAGAGGAGAUGAUGGUGCCUUCUUCAGAAAGUUGGCCUCGCAGGAAUAGUCAAAGGUUAAGGGACCUCUUUGGGUUGAGGAACAUUAAGGACUGGGGAGGUUUGCUAUGUAUACCCCUCCCCAGUUGAAGUCCUUUAAGCUGCUGGUUGCUUCCCCUUUUACCGGCCACUUCAGGUCCCUCAGCCCCAGCCAUCCGAGCUUUAUCUGAACCAUCAUUGCCUCGCUUACUCCCAGAACUUGGUCAUUGCUCCCAGGACAUUAUGUAUGACAGGAUUGCCGGUCACCUGACAGUUUCGGAUUUCAGUCAUGAUGUAUUUGAUGGGGAGUGAUGAUAGGUAGUAGAGCUUCCUCCAGCCGCCAGGCAGUGUGAUAGGGAUUAUAAUGAAGGCAAAAGCAGCUGUAGGUCCGUCCUUGUGGCCAAACUGUGGGACACCAGAGGGGUUGAUACACUCAGGGGCUUCCAGAAAAAAGUACCAGCUUUACUUUUCUGGGUGCCUUCUAAUAAUCUUUAAGCACUUUAUGGAUUGUGUUUGUUAAGGGACCGUGAACGCAACAAUAAAUUGAGAUUUAUGCCUUCUACCUAAGAAAAAAAGGAAGUCUGCCUAAUUUUGUGACUUAGAGCAAAUUACUUGAGUUCUUUGGGCCCUAGUUUCCUGCGUGGGGAAACUGGAUUUGUGUUAGGUGAUCGCUUAAGGCUGCAUUUUCGAUAUUUAUGAUCUGUGCAGAGCACCAUGUAGGUUAGAAUCUCUGAUCUCACGCUGCAUUGGUACAUAGAGCCCUGAAUUUGUGAUGGGGCUUAGGAUGGGCCCUCUAGCUUUUGGCACAGGUAUUCCAGAACCGAGGAAGUGUCCCACAGACAGUCUGCAAUCUCAGGGUAUUCCAGAGCCUUUCCCAAUUCACGGCUCAUCCUCUGCCCCUUGUUUUUUGCUGUUGCCUCCAUAAACUUCAAGGCUGAGGGCUUUAAGACAUCUUUAGGGAAAAUGAUGCUUGGUAGCACCAGAAUGAAACAAUGUGGGCAUCUCUUGAGGAUAAAAGGUUAUAGGUAAAAUGAAUGAAAAACAUCAAGCGUGAGAGCAGCUUGAAAUUUAAAUGGUAUCAGAACAUGGCAGUUUGAUCCAUGUUCUGAGCAAGUGAAAUUGAAGAAGUUGGACUCUCAUUUAUGUUCAUGCUUGCAGUCUCUCCUGUUGGUUACUUUUAAUAUGAAAGUCAUUUCUUUGCUGGUUGCUUGUUUUUCCUUUCCUCUUGCCCUAUACCUAACCUCUUUUCUUUGCUUCAUUGUUCCUCUUCCUUCUCAUCACUUUUUCGUUGAACAUGUAGGGUAUUUAUCUUUAUUUCCUCUUUUCUCUCUUCAUCCUUGUUUUCUGCUCUUUCUUCUCCCUCCUUUUCCUCAAAACCACGGGUGAUCUACCUCCCUUCCUCAGGCUCCUUGCUACUCUUCCAAAGCGGGGAAGGGGAUGAGCAGCUGUUCCUGGCAUUACAGAUAACAAGGGGCUCACAGGUAAUCAGCUUUCCAUACCUUUUUUUUUUUUUUUUAACUUUUUUAUAUUACUGAAUUCUCAAAAGAUUUCUUUUUUCUCUUACUGAAUUCUCAGAAGAUUGUCUCCUUUGUCAUCAAGUGAUGUGUCCUCACUUGCAUUUAGAAUGGAUAGGGCUUGUUACCAUGCCCUUUCUGUCCACAGCCUUAGAAGAAAGCCAAAAGGACUUUGGGUGACUCCAAAAAGAAAUUUAAAGCAUUAUGCUUAGCUUGGCAUGGCGGUUCAUACCUAUAAUCAGCUUUCUGGGAGGCUGAAACAGGAAGAUUGCAAGUGUAGCCUGGGCAACUAGGUGACUUAGUGAGACCCUGUCUCAAGAAGAAAUGAAAGGGUUUGGAGAUGUGGCUCAGGAUGAAGGCCCAGGGUUUAAUUUGUAGUACCAGAAAAGAAAAAAGUCAUCAUAAUAAAAACAAAGAAUUUCAUGUAUCUUGUAGAUCAGCUUUAGGUCUGAGUUCCAACAGAGUGAAAAGAAACUACUGGAGGCUCCUGGGCAUUGCACUUAUUUAGGCAUUGACAAGAAACCCAGGAAGUCUGGGUCAAGGUUCAGUAUGUAAUAAUGUCUUGCCUAGUAUGUUAUUGUUAGGACAUAUGAAUAAUAGAAAUAGCUCACAUUUACUAAUAUAUAUCUGCUAAAAUUGUUUAACAUGUAUGCUCCAAACAACCUUACGAGUUAAGCAUUAUCAUUAUUCCUAUUUUAGACAUAAGUCCCAGAGAAGCUCAGUAAUUUGUUCAAGAUCACAUGGCAGACCCAUAUAACCUAUAUAACCCAGCAAUUCCCAGAGCCAAUGUGAUAGGCCAUGGUUGUUUUGUACUGUUUUGAAACAAAAUGAGGGAUGGUGGUACACACUUGUAAUCCUAGCAGCCUGGGAGGCUGAGGCAAGUGGAUUGCAAGUUCAAACCCAGCCUGGGCAGUUUAGUGACUUAGCAAGACCUUAGCACAAAAAAAAAAAAAAAAAAAAAAACUGAUUGAGGAUGUAGCUCCAUAUGAAUGCCAUGGGUUCAGUCUGUAAGGCCACAAGGAAAAAAAUUCAAACCUUGCUAUAUAUCAUCUUUUUGUACUCUACCUUCCCAGCCUCCUGAACUGGCUUGGAGAGGGAAAAGCACAGGUCCUAGGCUUCCUCUGUUCUGCCACGGACCUGCUGCUGCCUUGCUUCUGUGCCUGUCCCAGCUCCACAAGAUCAGCAAGGGAUCACCCCACCUACCUGCAAGAAAAUGGGAACCUAUUUAAACUCCAGCUUUGUAUACCGUGGAAUUCUCUCCUGGCUUUUGCCAGCCCUCCAUAUAGGUUGGAUUGCUGUACCACUCUCCCUCCCCACCAACCGGGGGGAAUGGGCAGAUUCCUUGAUGCUUCCACUAGAAAAGCCCCUGGCUAGAACAGCCUAAUACUGUGGGUGAGUAAAUACAAAAUUACAUUUGGGAGAGGGAACCAAUAAUAAUAAUAAUACUGUUCCCUGAGCCUGAGCUCGAAGCAGUUUUAGAGGGUAACAUGAGUCUAUAGAAAAACACAGGUCUGGUUCUUUCCAUGUGCUGCCCUAAAGUAAGCUGACAGUUUCCCCCAUUCUUAUCCCAGUCCUGAGCCUGGACUGAACCACUUUCUUGCACACAAAUAAUGGAUGUCUAUCUCUUUGAUCCUGAACUUACACAACUACCAGUGCCACCAAGCCUUGUAAAAUAGGGAAGAAACUAGUAACUUCUUGAGUGGCUUUUGUGUGCCUAGUCCUUUGGAGAUUCUCUGAAGAUAUUCCCUGCCCAGCUGCCUUUGAUGUGCACUCCUCCAGGAUUUGAGCAUUGAGCUCUUCCUACCCUGAAUUUUCCCUCACCCUCUGCUGAGCUGGUGUAGCAUUAUCAUGUAUCUUACCAUCUGCAAAUCUAGUGCCAUGGGGUAGUACUUUUCUUUCAUUCCUGUCUUUACUCUUUCCAAAACCCCCACUAAAUAAAAAGUGCUACACCCUGACAGAUGAGAGUGCUGGCUUUUUCCAGCUGAUUCUGUCCAACCUGAUAUGCAACUACUAGGAAUUUGGCUGAAGGUUGAGAGACCCAAUUAGGUAUUAUGUCUUAGGCAUUGUAGUGGAGAGGUCUUCUAACGGCUGAGGAAUAGGAGCAGUUUGGGGUAUAAUAUAGCAGCUGUGGAUUGGGAAGAGCUGUAAGAGAGGUCAGGGUGUUGACCCGUGAGCCAGUCCAACAGGCACACAGCUAGUUCCCCUAAUCCAGACCUGAAGUCUUCCUGCACCUCCCUUCCCAUAGUCUUUCUUCCAUUGCUUUGUCUUUAUAUACGUAGCUCAUGUCAUAGCAAGCCCUAGCCCCUGAACUUCCCAGUCUAACUCUCACAAGUGUUUCUUUGCAGCUCUUCUGGGUCCUUGCCACUCACACUGAUCAUAGAAUCAGACAUGAAAGGCUUAAGAGAGCAUUGAGAUCAGGAUCUUUUACAGAGAACAGGUUCAGAGAUGAGAAAGAACUGCAGCAGGGUCAGAUCAUUUGUUAGUGCAGCUCGAUUGGGUUUAAGCUCAUGCCCCCUGAGGACAUCCUGUUACCAGUCUGAGAAACAUUUCACACAUUCAGAACCAUGGUCUUUCAUGGGAAGGACUACAUCCAAAAAAAAAAAAUUUUUUUUUUGUUAUGAUUUCUACCCACUUUGUCUUCCAGGCAUAAAGAGGAACAAUGAUAGUUUUCCCUGUACCCAGCCUUUGGAUUUCUUUUGAUACUGCUGCUAAACAUUACUGACCUUAUAAAGACUGAAUAGUCCACCUCUUGAACAGGUAACCCAGCUUGGAAAUGAAAGUUUGUUACAUGAAGCCCCCCAAAACCACUGUUCUUGCCAGGCCCUCCCAGAGCCUCCCCAACCCUUCCCAGCAGCUCUGGGCCCCAAGCCUGCUAAUCUUGUGCCUCAUUUCCAGAUUCUUCAUGCAGCUGUCCUCCCUUAUGAGUACAAAACCUCAUGUUUGAAAUAAAGUUGAAAUAUGAAAAUACAA